This is a messenger RNA of Rhizophagus irregularis DAOM 181602=DAOM 197198, 1100 nucleotides long. RefSeq lists its product as uncharacterized. Gene Ontology annotation, molecular function: Hsp70 protein binding. The record is from RefSeq and is a predicted model, not a curated record. NCBI's taxonomy places the organism in Eukaryota, Fungi, Glomeromycota, Glomeromycetes, Glomerales, Glomeraceae.
AUUUAAAAAACCAUUUAAAGGCACUAUCUUUCGUUAUCCUCUUCGUGAUAAUGAUCAAUCGGAUAUUUCUAAAAAAAUUUAUAAGACACAAGAAAUCUUGGAAAUGUUUCAUAGGUUUUACGAAAAUGAAAGCAUCAAUUGCUUAUUAUUUUUAAAACAUGUUGAACGUAUUUGCUUCUAUGAGUUGAAAGAGGGCGCUAAUAAACUCGAAUUGCUUUAUACAAUCCAAUUGGAGAAUGCUGAUCAAGUUCGAAGCCAACGUCGUUUGAUAUCUGAAAAUAUUGUACCUAUGAUGAAUUCGCUGAAAUCAAAGGAACUAAGAGACGACCAAUUAGAAACAUCAUCAUAUGUCGCAUCAUUCUCUAGACAGGAGAGAGGCUGUAGUAAAGAAACUAACAAUUGGUUGAUUUUAAAUUAUCUUGAUAGUUUACUCGAAACCGAAGCAUAUUUUCAGAAAAAUUUUAAGAGAAAUAUUGGGGAAUAUAAAUUUAUUCCAAAUGUUGGUUUAGCUCUACCUUUGAGUGAUUUAGAAGUUACUGGAAAAUUAUUUUGCUUUUUACCUCUUCCAGUUAAUAUGCCUUUUCACGUUUCCGUGCAUGGAUAUUUUGCGGUUAGUACUAAUCGACGUGCUCUAUGGUCGGCUGCAGAUAAUGAGGACUUGGCGGCUGAUGCAUUGGCUCGUCUGAAGGUUGAAUGGAAUCGAUAUUUAUUUGAAAAAGUUUUACCCAAAGCUUGGGCAAAAUUUCUUCGCGAACUACCGUUCAAAAUCCCUAGAGUUCAACCAAAGGAUGUGCAUAAAUUCUGGCCAAUAGUAAAUAGGGACAAAAAAAGUGCAUUGAUUAGUUUUUGUAAAGAUCUAUUGCAAAACGUUGUAUCAAAUCUUGAUAUUGAGGACCAUGUGUUCAAAGGACCUUCUACAUCAAAUACCAUCGGAACAGUAAAUGGAGUACCGAAUGAUUCAUAUGAUACAUCCUCAUUUCAAGAAUCUAAAUUUUAUUGGCUUUCGAUAUACAAUGGCUAUUUGAAAGAUGAAAAAUGGCCUAUUUAUGAUCUAUAUGAUACAAUUGAAAAUAUUGGAUUUCCUAUUAUAUUAAAUUCGC